UAGCAAGCCCAGUACCACCCCAAGACAACGAAGAAGAAAUGGCCACAGUAGCGUACCCAGUAUUUAGCGGCACCAACCCCCGAUCAUGGCUAGCUCAGUUAGAAAGGGCCAUGAAGGCUAAUGGAGUUGCAGACAACAAUAACAACAAGCGAUUGGGAAUCGCAGCUUGUCAUAUGGGACCCUAUCAAGAGUGGAUCGAACUACAACAAAUAACUGAUUGGGAUAACGAUAACGCAGGUCAUUUGGGUUUCAAACAAAGAUUUAUUGCCGAAUUUGCAAAUGAAGAUACCAAGGGAGAAGCUCUCGAAAUUGCGAGCAAAAGAAUGCAGAAGCCUGGAGAACCAGUUGAAGUAUAUAAAGCUGCGCUAGAUAGAAUCUGGCAAGAAUGCGAUCCAGCAGAAAUGACAGACAGAAUGAAGCUUAAGUUAUUUUUAAACGGACUCAGCCCCACGAUUAGAAUGUCAGUUAAACAGCAAGCGCCCGCAGACAUGGCAGCAGCA
Paraglomus brasilianum is the source of this 500-nucleotide messenger RNA. The record is from the annotation of a GenBank genome assembly. NCBI's taxonomy places the organism in Eukaryota, Fungi, Glomeromycota, Glomeromycetes, Paraglomerales, Paraglomeraceae.